AAGUCGUUUCGGCCCAGACAUGCGCGGUUGAGGCCAGGGUUCGCCUAGUUUGGGAGCCGCAGCAGAUGCCCCCGAAUCUCUUGUGGAUGCGGGUUGCGGCCUUCCUGCCGUUCCUGGCCGUCCUCCCAGCACGCCCGCCUCCAGACCCCGUGCCGCGAGACCGGGUAGCCAUUAUCGGUGCUGGAAUCGGCGGGGCCUCGACCGCCUGGUUUCUCCGCGACGCGCCUCUGGACGUCACCGUCUUCGAGGCCAACCGCGUCGGCGGGCGGGUGCACGAGCCGAUCAUGGUCGAGGCUGGCGGAGCCGCCAUCCAUUCGCUCAAUCGGUACAUGGCCCACUUCAUAGACGCGCUCGGGCUGCACAGGGACGACGGUCGGAGCUCUGGCCUGGGCGCCGCAGGCUGGAGCGGUCAGAGUUCUGGCCAGGGCGCCGCGAGCUGGGACGGUGACCGGCUGACGCCGCUCAGCCCGUGGACUUACCCACUCAGCAUCCUGCGCGCCAGGCGGAUGGUCACCAACGUCACGUCGAUGUGGGAGCGUAUAUGUCGGAUACGAGCUGCAGGCCGAGAACGUCUCGUUCGCGGACCCGCGGGAAAUGCUCGCGCGUCUCGGGGUCGCAGGGUUGGCGUCGACGAGUGCUGCAGAAUGGAUGCAGGGGAAGGUGGACGCCGCGUUCCUGCGGGAGUUCGUCGACGGGGUGUCCAGGGUGAACUACGGGCAGGGAUCCUCCAUCAAUGCUUUCGCGGAGGCGGUGUCGCUCGCUGGCGCGGGCCUCGUGGGCUCCUUGUUCUCGGUGAGAGAAGGUAAUUCGAAAGUCAUGGAAGGCCUGCUCAGAGAGGCUGGGGCUGAGUUACGCCAUGACCGCGUUACCGCAGUUCGCGUGGCUGGCCGCGAGGGGUAUUCGGUCUGCACUCAAGGCGGCGUCUGCGAGACCUUCGCAUCGGUCGUUAUCGCCGCUCCUCUGGAGCUCGCGCGGUUAGCUUUGGAUGAGUCGCUGCGCCCGCGGGCGCCUUCCCGCGAGUACCAGGUGACCGUGGCGACAUUCGUGGCAGCCUCCGGUUUGAAUGCGGAUUAUUUUGGAACAGCGCGUGUGGAGGAUUUGGACACAAUAAUGACAACGAGCAACGCGUCGAUACCUUUCAACUCCGUGGCUGUGCACGGCAUCUCAGGGGGUCGAAAAGUAUUCAAGGUGUUCUCCAGGGAGACGCCAAAGGCCAAUCUCAUUCGCGACAUCUUCGCGAAUGCAUCUGGGGAGACCCAACAGUUUGUAUGGCACGCAUACCCUGUGCUGCGUCCAUCAUCUCCUUGGCCAGCCUUCCGCUUGCACGGGGGCGCCCAAGGCGGUGGGCUUUAUUACGUCAACGCCAUGGAGAGUUCGGUCAGCUGCAUGGAGACCGAAGCGGUGGCGGCUAAGAACGUGGCGUUGCUCUUGCAGGGCGAUCUGGAAGGGCAGGCGGCACGUGUUGAUCCCGAACCUGGCGUGGUCUACGCGUAGAGUUGUCGAGCUCAGAGUGGCCGGCCUCGGUGCAGGCAGUUGGAGGUUAGACCUCGUUGCCGAGCAGUCGCACGUUAUUCAAACAAAGUAUGCGGUGGACAAUCGUGUUUCCCGCAUCGUGAUCGUCGAUGGUGGGCAAGUUCGCCAGUCACGUCUUCUUGGCUUUCUUGUUCCCCAGUGCACCGAAGCGUGACGUUCUUUGACGGAGUCGCCGCCAUUUAGCCCAA
Molecule: messenger RNA, 1721 nt
Organism: Prorocentrum cordatum
Lineage: Eukaryota; Dinophyceae; Prorocentrales; Prorocentraceae
Source: the annotation of a GenBank genome assembly